UCGUUGGCAAUAAAGUUAUCAAACUGGAGAAACUAUUAGCACGGCCAGAACCAACACCAGGAGUUUCAGAAGAAUGGGGCUCUGGUUGGAAUGGUCCAAAUUUUAUUGUGGAAAUCGAAGAGACUGGCUCUGCCUCAGCAACGAACACAGAUUAUCUCAACAGCAGCGAAGAUGUGACCAAUUUAGCUCCACUGAAUUCCACCCUAGCGGGGAGUGGUCCCAAAAUCGUGGUACGACCCGAAGAGGUGAUCAUUGUGGGCCUAGUGUUGAUGCUUUGGGUUGGCGCCAUCGUGCUGUUCUUUAACCGCUGGGGUAAAAUACGCAUGCUGGAACCCUAUCAACCGAAAUUCCAGCAACAGCAUCGGUCUUCCUGUCCGCUAGUCGAUAUUGAUGCAAUACCAACACAUGGGCGCGCAUCUGUAUCUCGUAUGUCAAUGGGUUUAGUUAAUAACAUAAAUAUGCCGACCUGUCAAUUCGCUGCUUAUAAUCCGACGAUAUAUGCGAAAGGUUAUGCUGUGAAUAUGCGCCCUCGGCAAAACUCGGUGUUCGUUGGCUCCAGCCCCAGUCAGUUUAUGAUGCCCCGACCGCCGCGUAAAACACGCUCCGCCAUGGACUUACAUUCGAUGGUGCUGGAUGAAGCGGCGGAGCAGGUUUAAACACAUUUCCAUGUUUACUAUGAAGCACACCAACGCUUAAGAUCAACACUAAAGUUUCUUAUGUAAAAAAUAUGAAUGCUUUUGCUCACUAUCACUCUCAAACUAUAUGAAUGAAGUCAAUAGAAUAUUUACUCUAAUGUAAUUAAUUGUUUGCUCUCGCACUUGUUAUUUGCUACAAGUCACUACUAUUUACCAAACAAUACUAUAUUAUAUAUAUCUUUUAAACAGUAUAUAUACUUACGAACAUAUUUUUAUGCUUAAGAAUUCUUCCUACUAUAAUGAAAUAAUAUUAUAUCAGUUGCGUUCUUAUUAUAUAUGUAUGUGCGUGGAUUUCAUGUUUCUAUGACAACUAUCGAAACUUCGUCUUAUUCUAAGCCACCUACUAACUAGAACUAUGUAUAUAUAGUACAUAUAUCUAGUAUAUUAUAUAAGCAAUUGAGUGUUUUAUACAUUUUAUAUAUAUAUGUAUAUGUUAUAUGUAUAUAAAUACUAGCUAUGAACUCUUCACUAAAAAUGGAACGGAAGAUACAUUGGCUUCGAGUCGUUAUAUUUUUAUAUACACACUCCUUGAUAUUAUAAUCUAGAGUUGCCGCUGUUAAAUUUUUUCAAUAUCUUCUGCGUGAAAAAAAUAUGAAAAGAACCGAAUUCGAAAGUAAAUUUAUUUGCUCGCAUACCCUUGGCUGUCGUUGCUUUCAAAUUUCAAUCUCUACCAGUUUGGUAUUUUAUUUGCUUUUUAGAAAAUACUAUAUUAUAUUCAUAUCCACUAUUGUGCUGGAUUUAAAAAAUGCUUCUGAUAGUAUCUUCACAAAAUGAGUAAGUAUUGAAAUAUACUAUAAGAUGAUCAAAGAGAAAUUUGUCUAUUGAACUAACUCCAGUAAAAUAAGCUUAGCGGAUUGUCUUCCGUCGGAAUAUUCUUGGCAAACCUUUAAACAAGGCUCUAUUUUCAUAUAAGUUAUUAUUAACUGGUACCCUUGGUCACUUGAUUUGGAAUUAUUAGAGAAAUUGGAAGAUUUUGGAAGUCGA
This is a messenger RNA of Bactrocera neohumeralis, 1679 nucleotides long. RefSeq lists its product as uncharacterized. Lineage: Eukaryota; Metazoa; Arthropoda; Insecta; Diptera; Tephritidae. The coding region runs from base 270 to 656 and encodes 128 amino acids. The record is from RefSeq and is a predicted model, not a curated record. The transcript is spliced from 6 exons.